Molecule: messenger RNA, 1113 nt
Organism: Cylindrotheca closterium
Lineage: Eukaryota; Bacillariophyta; Bacillariophyceae; Bacillariales; Bacillariaceae
Source: the annotation of a GenBank genome assembly
AUGACAAAAGUAUCAGUAGUUUUGGUUGGAUGCGGAUGCCCACUACGCAGUAUGGGAUGGUAUCAUGCCAUGCAACUCUUGGAUGCUGGCCGUAUCCAGAACGCUUCUCUCACAUACGUGGUCGAACCAUGGUACUUUGCACCCGCUGCUGAGGGGACUCCUGGACACUCGGACUUUCAUGAAUGGGCCAAGAAAACAAAAGAAUCCCAUGGUGUCGAGUUCUUUCAUACUGUCGAGGAAGUGCCUACUGCACCAGCAGCAGAUGAUGGAAGUGUCCGAUUGGCAAUCAUUAGCGCCCGAACAGCCGACAAUCCAAAAUUGUUGGACCAAUGCCUAAAGCUCGGGUGCAAAGCAAUCUACUUGGAGAAACCUGGAGCUCCUACUGUAUCCGAAUUGGAGGCAAUGAAGUCCAGGGCGGACGAGGCUGGAGUCAAGGUAUUCAUGGGAUUCAACAAGAAUGUCAGUUCCUAUCUGACCUUCUCCCGAGAAUUGGUAAACAAGACGGCGGAAAAGUGCGACGUUACCUUUCUGCACAAUAACAAUUAUGCCAACACUGAGGCUGAACUUGCCGAGUGCUUUGAGCGCAAUGCCGAAGGAAUGCUCAAGAAUAUGGCCAUUCACGAGCUGGCAAUCCUUGUCACCUAUUAUGGUGUCACGGUGGAUACCAUCGACAAAGUAGAAGCCGACAAGGAAUUCUCAAGUUGCAAAACGCUAAAGGGCCCAGCAUCUGGAAAGGACUUUACAGACUUUGAUAAACUCAAAUUCAAGAUUGUCACAAAGAGUGGCGUUGAAGUGAAUGUGGCCGCCGAUCGUUGUGGUGGUGACGACAGUGUUGGAAUUGUCAACAAGGCUGAUUCAGGAGAAGAGUUGGCACGAUUUACAAUGCCCGAUGAGGCCACGGUGGCUAACACGGAUGCGUUAAAGGCCAAGUACGGAGACGCCAUGCCUUACUUUUUUGCACAGGAUCCUGAUUACUUGAAGUUGAAACAGCUAGUGGUCCAAAACUGCAUCGAUGGGACGCCGGCAGAAGGAGUUGCCGACAUUGAAACGGCUGUGGAAACUCUCAAGGUAGCAGAAUACUUGACGCCCAUACUGACCAAACAGCUACAAUAA